Molecule: messenger RNA, 3713 nt
Organism: Aspergillus pseudotamarii
Lineage: Eukaryota; Fungi; Ascomycota; Eurotiomycetes; Eurotiales; Aspergillaceae
Product: putative RNA interference and gene silencing protein (Qde2)
Exons: 4
Coding region: 272-3448 (1058 amino acids)
Molecular function (GO): protein binding; RNA binding
Source: RefSeq, a predicted model, not a curated record
AGUAGUACCAUCCAUGCAAAGCGGUAACAGCCUUCUCAGUGAAUGGACAACAUGUUGUCACAUUAUGGACAAGGCUACUACCGCCGCUGCAGCUCGAUGUGGGGGGCAUUAGACGUACUAAAACCCCCCUAAGGGCGCUCAUCCACCAACUUUAAUCCCCAAUUUUACUUGCUCCAACCGACCCGCUAACAGCUACGUACCUUAUUUUCUUUUUAAACUUAGAUGAGACCCGUCCGUUUCUGAGCACCUCCCUGGUCGACAUCAAGGGAUAAUGUCCUCCCAAAGAGGGAAUACCCAACGGGGGCGGGGCAGAGGAGGCGAUCGUGGUAGUAGAGGACAAGGCGAGAGAGGUGCCAGCCGUGGCGGUCGCGGAUCCACCACAGAGCUACCCAUCCGUCAGGGUCCGCCUGGGGGAGAUUUUAGAGGUCGUGGUCGUGGAGGAGAUCGAGGACGUGGAGCAGAUCGAGGACGUGGAGCAGACCGAGGACGUGGAGCAGAUCGAGGACGUGGAGCAGAUCGGGGACGGGGGGGAGGAGAUAGAGGACGUGGUUCGUUUAGAGGGGGCCGUGACCAAGGCCCCAGGAUAUACACGAGUCCUGGAGGACAGGUCCCUCCCCCAAGUCCUCAGGUCACCAAGACUGAGGAUACCUUGGCCGCAGCUCUAGCAGUGAAGAAAACCACACCAACCGAGUACCCUCAGCGACCCGGCUAUGGUACUCGGGGUCGGCCAGUGACGCUGUAUGCCAAUUAUCUUGACUUGAAGUCGUCUAGCGCGCAACUGUUCCGCUACCGUGUUGAGAUCUCGCCUGAUUCAGCGACCAGGAAGGCCCCAACAGGCAAGAAAGCCCAGCAGAUCAUUAAACUCCUGAUUGAGCAGAAUUUCCCCGAGUUGGGUAAGAAUAUUGUUACAGAUUACAAGUCUACUUUGAUCACCAACCUCAAGAUCCUCAAUAAUGAAGAGACGUAUCAGUACGAUGUUCGUUAUCGCGGCGAGCAUGAUGACGAGUAUCCUGAGAAUGCAAAGGUCUACCGAGUUACGUGCCAGUUCACAGGAGGACUCGACCCUGCUGAGCUUCUAGCUUACUUAACCUCGACCAAUCCUGAUGACCAGUUUGGCUCUAAGGCGGAAGUGCUCCAAGCGAUGAAUAUCAUCCUAGGAAACCACCCGAAAAUACAGGAUUGGAUUGCUUCCGUUGGUGCGAACAAGCAUUAUGCCAUACGUGGGGACUUGUGUGAGAAAUGGGACCUCGGUGCUGGGCUUGAAGCCCUUCGGGGAUUUUUCAUUAGUGUUCGUGCAGCUACUGCUCGCCUUUUGCUCAACGUUCAAGUCAAGUACAUCGCCUGUUACCAGGAAGGACCGCUGAGCCAUGUGAUAAAAGAGUAUCAACGCGGAUACCGUGACAUCAACAGCCUCAGGAGGUUUUUGGUGAAGCUGAAAGUCAGAGUAACACAUAUUCAGAGAAAGAACAAACGAGGAGAGAUCGUUCCAAGAAUAAAAACAAUCGCCGGUCUAGCGACCACCAAUGAUGGUGUUUCGCAGGCGAGCCCUCCGAGGGUAGCCAGACACGGUGCGGGACCAAAGGAAGUAGAAUUCUUCCUAGAAGCUCCUGGCCAGCAGCCCUCCCAGAGCGCAUCUAGCGGCGCCAAAGGCAAGAAGGGCAAGAAACCUGCGAAGGCAGGCCCUGCACAGGCCGGCAGGUACAUCAGCGUAGCCGACUUCUUUCGCCAGUAUUACGGUACAAUGACAGAUCCUAACAUGCCUGUGAUCAAUGUUGGAACAACAGAGAAUCCAAGCUACUUGCCUGUCGAAGUCUGUGAGGUUGAGCCAGGUCAGCCUGCAAAAGCAAAGCUCUCCCCACACCAGACUAGAAACAUGCUGAACUUUGCCGUCCGCGUUCCCCCGGAGAAUGCUACAUCUAUAGUCACGACAGGUACUCGGCUGCUUGGUCUCUCUCCCCAGAGUCCUACUCAUGAGAACUUCGGCAUACAGCCAGACUGUAGCCUCAUUACUGUCCCAGGUCGGGUGCUCCCAGUACCGAAUGUCUACUACAAGGAUGCGUCAGGACAGUCGCAAAAAACCGUGCCAGUGAAGCCGCAGUUCGGCAGCUGGAACAUGAGAUCGAUCAGGUUUUCAACGUCGACCAACCUCUCAGCCUGGACUUGGCUCGUGGUAAACGUCGAUGGGCCCAAGCCACCCUUCACUCACCCGGAGGAACUCGACAAGGCCCUGAGAGGAUUCACAGCCAACCUGAACGAGAUGGGCGUUGCAGCACAGCGAGCCAUGGAAGGUGAAACCAUAACUGUUAACAAAAACAAUUUUGAGUCCGAAAUCACGGCAGCAGUGGGGCGACUCAUGAACAAGAAGCCCACCUUGAUCCUCUCGAUCCUACCAUUCAGCGAUGCGGAUUAUUACAACUGCAUCAAGAGAGCAUGCGACUUGACGUACGGUGUGCGGAACAUCAACGUCCUAGCUGAAAAAUUCCGAGGGGCAAGCCCCCAGUACUUCGCGAACGUCGGACUAAAAGUCAACCUGAAGCUAGGCGGUGCCAACCAAGUCCUGGAUCCAAAAGAACUAGGCCUCAUCGGACAAGGCAAAACAAUGCUCGUCGGAAUGGACGUCACUCACCCAUCCCCCGGAUCAUCCGCGAACGCCCCCAGCGUCGCAGGCAUGGUGGCCUCCGUCGACGCAAGUCUAAGCCAAUGGCCCGCGGAAAUCAGAGUACAGAGAUCGCGCGAGGAAAUGAUCCAAGACCUGAGCGACAUGCUGAAAGCCCACCUCAAGCGCUGGGCCCGCUCCCACAAAAACGCUUACCCAGACAAUAUCAUCGUGUAUAGAGAUGGCGUAUCGGAAGGCCAGUACGAGCUGGUUGUCCAAAAGGAGCUCCCGCUCCUCAAGAAUGCCUGCAAAGAGACCUACCCAGUCACCGCAACAAAGCAAGGUCUCCCGCACAUCGCCAUCGCCAUCGUCGGCAAACGCCACAACACCCGCUUCUACCCAACUAAGGAAGGAGACGCAGACCGCUCGAGCAACCCCAGCAACGGCACCAUCGUCGACCGCGGCGUCACCGAGGCCCGCAACUGGGACUUCUAUCUCCAGGCUCACACGGCGCUAAAGGGCACCGCUCGUCCCGCCCACUACUUCACGGUCUGGGAUGAGAUCUUCUGCCGACAGCGACCUAGCCCCCCGUACCAGAACUCCGCGGAUAUUCUAGAGGCUCUAACACAUCAUAUGUGCUAUCUCUUCGGUAGAGCUACCAAGGCUGUCAGCAUCUGUCCGCCGGCGUACUAUGCGGAUCUGGUCUGUACUCGGGCGCGUUGCUACCUCAGCAGUGCUUUUGAACCUUCUCCGGCGGGAAGCGUGGCCACGGGUAGUGGGCCAGGCCUAAAGGUCGGAAAUGCGGAUGUGCAAAUCCAUCCUCGUGUUCAGGACACCAUGUUUUACAUAUAGUUCAGUGUGGUUGGAUAAACUGCAAAAUAAUGACCAUCUACUACUGUGAGAAGUUGGAAUGGUUAAACUGCAAUUGGAAGCGAUGUUAAAACCACAUGAUCUGGAUAUCUUUGUUUCAGGCUUACAUCCAUAUGACAUGCUAUUCUUUUGUUGAAUAUAUAAGCGUGUAAUCAAAUUGAUAGCGUUAACGUCUCAUUAUCGAAUAUAUCUUUAUGAAUAGUACACAAUCCAGAUUGUCAUACUGGGUAACAUAUCAAGCUAGCUA